AUGGAGCCAAGCACAGUGUACGUACGGCGUUCGCGAGCAGAAGCGUGGAAAGGAAAUUUCGGCAUCGAUCUACUAAAACUAGAAAAAGAAAAAGGUGACUGGAAAAAAUUGUCAUUAGCCGAGAAGAAAGAACUGUACCGUGCAAGUUUCUGUCAAACUUUCGCAGAGCUUGAAGCUCCAGACGGUCACUGGAAGGCAAUCAUUGGUUGUGUCUGCAUUGGUAUAAGUAUAGCUCUGUGGAUGUUCAUGUAUGUUAAAUUCAACGUUUACUCUCCGCUACCGGAAUCAUUCAGUAAAGAAAAUCAAGCCGCUCAAUUAAAACGUAUCAGAUUACUUGAUAUUAAUCCAAUCUGGGGUUUUAACAAACGUACCCCCGAGGAGCUCGCUAAGAAGGACAAUUAA
Cotesia congregata is the source of this 402-nucleotide messenger RNA. The record is from the annotation of a GenBank genome assembly. Lineage: Eukaryota; Metazoa; Arthropoda; Insecta; Hymenoptera; Braconidae.